Messenger RNA from Fusarium sp. VM40, 3471 nucleotides. The record is from the annotation of a GenBank genome assembly. Lineage: Eukaryota; Fungi; Ascomycota; Sordariomycetes; Hypocreales; Nectriaceae.
AUGGAACCCGCCCUAGCCUCCGCUCCGGGGCCUGACGUGACGGAGCAUUCUGGCAAUUCUGAUACUCGUUUCGAUACCAAGACACCUCCUGCAUCAUCUGCUACAGCUUCUUUCUUCCCUGCCAAUAACUCUUCUCCAUCCUCUCCAGUAUCGGCCCUACCACCUCAAUUCAAGCAGAAUCUUCAAUCACGGUCGCAGUCUCAAUCGCAUUCACCUCCUCCGAUAUCAAUUCCCGCCCACGCUCGCUCAUCAACGGUCGACGGUUUCCCCGGCUCGUCCUCCGUCUCCGGUUCCAUUGCGUCGCCCUCCGGUUCCGUAAACUCUCCCCUCGGAGGACCCAUCAAGCGCAAACCUCUCUCCUCCUCAGCCUCAGCGCUGGCUUUGCGCUACUCGGCUUCGGGAUCUUCUCCGCCAUCACCUUUAGAUCUUCAGCUUGAAAAACCGAGCCAGAGAUUCGCCAGGCCUGAUUCCGUCGACAGUCCUACCCUCUACGAAUUCUCUCCCUCUUCUCGCGCCGUGCCGCCAGCUACCCAAGCUCCCGCCAAACUGGCGUCCCUUGCCGCGACAACCCCUGGAACACAAACCAUUCCAGAACCCAGCCCUACCGCCUCGAGCUCAGACUUCUCUGACGUUCUGGAUGGGUAUGAUGAUCUGACAUCCGACGACAAGUCCGAUUCUGCACCAGACGUUACCUCCGAGACCAUACUUGAUGGGAACGAUAGCGACGAAGAAAAGAUCAAAAAGAUUAGCCCAAGCGACAAAGAAACCACCACUGCUUCUAAACCCGCAGACACAGCAGACCCUCACGAAACAGAGGCACAAAGAGCCCCAUCACCUGCCUCCGAUAACACGAUAUCCAACAAGACUCUUGCUCCCGCUCCCAUGUUUGUCCCGAAGCCAACUCCUCCACAUCUCAAGCUCGAAAAGGUCACAAUUGACGUUGCAAACUACGACACAUCACCGGAUGAAUCGCAUUCACCAUCGGGCCAAAACACACCUCAGCUCAAUAAGCCCUUACCCAGGUCACCAAGCCAGACCUCUCCAUUUGCUUCACUAUUCAACUGGGGUGCUCCUUCACCCUCGCCCUCUGGGACGGAAUUCUCGUCCACGUAUUCGCCAAUCUCACCCUCGAAACACGGCGGGGCCAAUGAGACCUCAUAUUCAACGGUUAGCAAUCCUCAUCAUGCAACUCAGAAAGAUACCUCCAAUGGAGCGGAUAUCUUGAGCUAUCGUAACUCAUACUCAUCGGUUUUACAGUCCCCAACUUACGCGCAAAUCGACGAAAUGGAAGACGAACUAAAGGCCAUCAGCGUCGAGCUGGCCAGCUCUAUCAGGCGCGAAAUUGACCUCGAAGACCUUGUCGAUCGUCUCCAAGAACAGAUCAAUAAUCCUCAAGGCCCUGGCAAGAGGUCAAGCGACUACUAUUCCGACUCGGGUUACAGCUCGGCCAAGAUGAGCGAGGCUGAACCGAGUCGAGAGGAAGUUGAAAAGAUUCAAAGGAGGUCUGAACAAGAGAAAGCCUCCAUAAGACUGGAGCUCACAAAUAAACUUCAAGACGAAAGGGGGAGAAGAAAAGCUCUGGAUCAUCAGAUUAAGGAGCUAGCUGAAAAGGCGUCUCAGGUUGACUUGGCUCAAUUGAACAACCAGGAUGCCAGUGGCCGACUUAAGGACCUUGAGACCACCUGUGGCGACCUCAGGCGACGAUUGUCGGAGGAGCGAGUUGUUAAGAACAACUUCGAGGACCUCAUCAACGCCAUCCGUGGAGAGCUCCACGAGGCCACCAGCGAGCGAGACAACCUCCGCGACGAGAUUGUUCCCGAAUUGAGGGCUCGUGUCGAGGGUCUCGAGAUCGAGGCUGCCGAAUACGCAAACUUGAACUACGAGUCUUCAAAGAUGCAGCAAGAGCUUCAAAUGCUCAGGAAAGAAUACGACAACAUAAGAGCGACAUCGAGACCCGGUUCCCCGACACCCUCCAAUACCCGUAUGUCGCGCGCUAUGUCUGGCGGCUUUGGUGGUGGUCUUGCUAGAUCCAACUCAGUUGCGACCGGCUCAUUCCGUGCCCAACGACCUUCGGGGCUGUCUAGGUCUAACAGUGUUAAAAACCUGCAGACCGAGUCCAGAGAAGCACUAUCAGAGAGGCUCAAGGAUGUUGAGGCUCAGAGAGACGCUCUCCACGGCGCUUUGAAGAACCUUCUCGAGCGACAGCACUUUCAAGACCGCGAGUACACUAAGAAGCUUAAACUAUUGCAGAAUGACCGAGAGAAGCUUCUCUCAGCAUCUCCACGCAAAGCGGGGUUCGAAAGAGAAAUUUCAAACCUGCGCACCGAGAUCAACGUUCUUCGUCGCCGAGCUGAAGAUGCUCUUGAGCAGAAGUGGCAGGUAGAAGACGGUCUAAGUGGCCUGAAGAUGGACUUGGACAAGGCUGAAGGAGAAAUUGCUCUGCUCCGUGGCCUGUUGGAGGAGAAGGACAUCCUCAUUCCUCCCUCCUUCGCCCGCUCAAGUGGCUCUAGCACUGGCAGCAGCUCAUUCGGUAACCUGAGCGCGCCGGUAACAUCGGAGUCACUUGCCAAGGCAUACGAUCAAUUGAAGGCUGCCUAUGUCGAGUCGCUUGAGCGAAUCAAGGACCUUGAGCAUGAGACCGGGACGGAUGAGAAGACUCAGCUUGCUGUUGAGCGAUUGGAGCGCACCCUGUCUAUUGCGGUUUCUGAACGCGAUGCUGCUAAGUACGAGGUUGAUAGCCUUCGAAACCAGUAUGACACGAUGAGCGAGUAUGAGAGCAUGAGCAUCGAGACCGAGCGUGCUCUUGCCGAUGAACUUAAUGACUCUGCUCGCCGGGUCGGAGAGCUUGCAUCUCAAGUUCAACAACAACUCUCGGCAAACGCUCAGCUCCGAGAUCGCCUAUCAAACGCCGUUCUUCGAGGUGACAACGACCGCAAGGCCAACUCGGACCGCAUCGCCGACCUGCAGGUCCGUCUCAAGACUAUGGAGGAGCAACUUAUCGUCGCUCAGUCAGCAUCUGAAGAUCGAGUUACCCGCCACGAGGAAGAGAUUGCUGCCAUCCGCGACGCGCACAACGCCCAGCUUCAGCGCAUUAGCAGCAACACAGGCGUUAGUGGCCUGCGUUCCCCCAGUUUCCAGGCUAACCGCAAGCCUUCCCUCCUGAGCCCGGUUUCUCCUCGAUUCCCUGGCUCUCCCCGAUCUCCUCGCCUUACAGAGAAGAGCUUCGAGGAGGCUGCAGAGAUGGAGAUACUUCGCAAGCGUGUCAUUGACUUAGAGAAGGCUCUUGAGGACGCUGAGCACGAGAUGCAGGAUGUCAUUGCCAGGAUGAGCACUGCUCAGAUUGAGGUGCUUAACCUCCAGGAUGAGCGCGAGGCUGCUGUCCGCGAAACACGCCGCCUGCAGAAGGUCCUCGAGCAGGAGCAAAUUAAGUCCUUUGAGGAUAGAUUCAAGACGCUUAGUGGCAACGUCUGA